AAAGUGAAAAAGAAAACAGGUGACGUGGCAAAAAAUAGCAAAUUUGUUUGUCUGUCAUAAAGAUAGUGCCAAUUGGUGGUGGCAAAAUAUUAUGUUUAUUUCAAAUCAAUAUUUAACACUGUUCUGUUUUUUGUUAAAAGCAGACGAUUUGGUCUAAUUUAUUCUCUAUUACAUUUUUUUUUUCAACAUUCAUGUUUGCAGUGAAUAAAAAACAAUGUCUGACAAUAAAAAUGUUAAAGAAUCCCUUGAGGGGGAUCAGUUGGAUAAUAUUGACAGCAAUAUAGCAGUACCAGCUAGCGACGUAUCCAGCAUCGCAGGAAGUGUUAAAAUUACUAAAACACCACAUCGCGUCUCCUCUUCUUCCGAAAGACAAAUAAAAGUUGAGCGAGCACAGAGAGUUUUAGAAAAUGCUGCUCUUGUCUCUAAACAUAUUAAAGAACGCAGAAAAGCAACUGCAGAGUUGUUGGGACGACCCUUUGAAGAAGAUGAUGUUGGAGAUAGUGCUUCUGAAGUUGCAUCCACCAUGAGCAAAAAAUCAGGCUAUUCAGUAGCAACAGAUACUUCAACAACUUUGUCUGUGAAGGAGGCCUUAAACAUACCUGGUAUCAGUGAAAAUUUAGCAAAUACACUGAAGCAAAAAGAAUUGGUCAUGGAGAGGAUAAAACAAUAUAAAGAAAUAAGUAAGAGACCAUCAUUAAUAAAGUCAUCACCUAUUAGCAAAAAAGAUUAUAUUUCAGAAAUGAAGUCAGAUGUUAAAAAGAUUUCAGAUACCAGCAAUGUAUCACAACUUAUAAACUCAGUUAAGGAGAAAGAAAAUAUGCUUAGUAUAAUGCAAGUAAAAUUAAAAGCAAUGGAAACAACUAUAUUAGAUUUACAAGAGAAAAUUAAUGAAAAGGAUCAAAUUAUUGAGGCUAAAAAUAUGGCAACUAGUUUGAUGUCUGAUAGUCUAAGUAAAAAAGAAAAAGAUUCUAUGGUAUUGCUUGAAGAUACCAAACAACAAAUGACCAAAAUGCAAGAAAAUUUUGUAAUAAUGGAAACAGAGUGGAAAGAGGAAAAACAAAGAUUACAAAAUGAAAUAGAUAUAAGAAAUGAAAAAAUUAACAAUUUAGAAGAAGCUAAUACCAUCCUUGAAAAUUCUAGAUUUGAAAUCAGUGUAGCACAUUCAAAAUUAGCAGAAGAAUUAGAUUUAAAGAAUAAGGAAAUUAUAAAACUCCAAGUUAAAAUUGAACAGCUGUCUAAGGAGCAUCUUAAUAUUUCUUCACCUGAAGAGAAAAAUGAUAAUGAAAAUGAAAAAGGGUCUUUAGAAGUAUCAAAUAUGAUUGAAUUAACCAAAAAGAUAGAACUGUUGGAACAAUUGAAUUGUCAAAUAAGACAAACAAACAAAGACCUAGAAAACAAACUUGCUACUAUGUCUGACCAAAAGCCUGCUUCUACUGUUUCACCAGUUAAAAAACAAAGUCCACUUCCAACUCGUAAGGGCAAAAAUACUGGUAAAAAUAAAUCUCCUUGGAGCAAAUUGUCUUCAGAAUCAUUAUCGCAAGAAUCAGAAAAGAAACCACAAAAAAAUGAAAUAGAAAAAUUUGAAAUGUUAGUACAGUCUCUGAAUAAAGAAAUUUUAGAAAAGGAAUAUAUGAUUUCACAAAAAGAUACUUUAAUAUCUGAGCUACAAUCAGCAAAUAUAGAAAAGGAAGCUACUAUAAAUAUUCUUAAAGACUCACAAAGAGAACCUAUCCAGGAAACAGAGGAUAUUGGAAUUUCAACAAAUAUAGUUGAUAGUAUAAAGACUGCACUGCCAGACCCAGAAGAAAUAAAUGUAACUGAUACUGCAUUAUGUAGGGAACAUUGUGUUAUUAUUAAAGAGCUUGAAAAUAAAUUAAGCGCUGCUCAACAACAAAUUGAAGUCCUUAAUCAAGAUAUAGAUACUGCCAAUAAAAAUAUGAUAAAAGUGAAAUCUAAUCAUAAAUUAAAAAUUAAACAGAUGCAUAAAACAAUUGAAAAUUUCAGUAAAGUAUCUGAUACAAAUGCAGAAAUAAUAAAACUUAAUGAAGAACUUCAUCAGCUAUCACAAAAAGUUGCUGAGUUAGAAGAAGAAAAGGGUAAUUUGCAAUUACAUCUUGUAGAUUAUGACAGUGGUAGAUUAACUGAGUCAGAUAUUUAUAAGAAGAUGAUUGAGAUGGAAAAUUUGGCAGAAGUGAGACUAAAAGCUAUUAGUUUAUUAGAGACUCAAAAGUUUGAUUUAGUGCAAGAAUUACAUGUUUUACAACAAAAAUAUGUAGAAGUUGAGGAUAAAUUAGCAGAUAUGUCUCAAUUUCAAAAUGACCAAGUUUGUUCUGAAAUGAAAUCUGUACAACUUGAAGAACAGAUUGAUGGGCUUGUGGCUACCAAAAAUGAAUUAGAGCUUGUUAUCGAAAACCUGAAAUUAGAUAAAGAUCAGUUAAAUGGAACCAUAAAAUUAUUACAAGAAGAAAAGGAAGAACUUAUACAGAAAUUAGAAAAUUAUAUUCAAGAAAAUAUUGAAUUGACUGAUAAACUUGAAAAAUUAAGUGCUGAAAAAGUGAGCUCUGCAGAAUCAAUUGAAAUUGUAGAAUCAUUAACAACACAAGAAAAGUUAGAACUUGAAGAAUACAACAAAGGCAAGAUUAGUGAUAGUGUUGGUAAUGAUUAUGAAAAAGAAGUAGCUCAGAGUAGUGAAAAAUCACAAGAAGUUUUAAUGGAACAAAUUGCUGAAUUAAACAGAAAAAUUGAAUUAUUUUCUCAGGAAAGAGAAGAAGUAAUGGAAAAAAUGAAUAAAAUCAAUUCUGAAAAUCAACUCUUACAUAAAGAAAUAGAAAUACAAAGUGAGCAAUGCAUGGUGUUACAAAACAAUCUAGAUGAGCUGAAUAACGAAAAGAACGAGAUACAAAAACUAAAUGACAUUCUUAACAAUCAAAUAGAAGAAUUAAAGAAAGAGCGUAUAGAAAUAAUGAAAGAAACUGUAGAAAUCACAAAAUCCUCAAACAUUGAUGAUAUAGGAGACACGAUAGGAAUUUCAGACUUACCUCACGAAGAUAAGUCUGUAGGAGACAAAGGAGGCAGAAACAAAUCUGUUAAACAAUUAACAAAAGAAAUACUGAAAUUAAAAAACAUCAUUAAAGAUAGAGAAGAGGAAAUAGCAGAUUGUCAAAUGAAAAUACUAUCCUUGGAGGAAUAUCAGCAAAAGCAAAAUGAAUUAAUGCAAGACAGUACAUCUUUUGAAACAAAAAUAAAGUUGUUAGUGGAAGAAAAUCAACAAUUAAAAGAUAAGGUUGAUAGUUUAGAUAAAGAUAGAAAUGCCGAAAAAGAAUUGUUACAAUUUAAACAGGCAAAUGAGCAAAUACAAGAAGAAUUACAUAAUGUUCGACAAGAAUAUGCAGCAACAAUUAAUGCACGUGACACUAGAAUACAUGAACUGGAAAAUCUUCUGUUAGAGUAUGAAAAGCAAAUAUAUAAUUAUAAUAGUACAUUACAAUUAAAAGACAAAGAACUCACAGAUUAUGUAAAUCAGGUUACAAAGUUAAAUGAUGUUUCACAAAAACUAAAAUCAACUAUCGUACUCCUUGAAGAAGAAAAAUUAAAAGAUCAAAAUGCUGAAAUUGUGAAAUCUUUAAAUAAGCAAAUUUCUGUAUAUCAGAAGAAAAUAUCAGAAUGUGAAGAAAAAAUAAGAAAUAUGGAAGACGAAAAAGUCCAAUUACUUUCUUUAAAAACUGUGCUAGAGAAUAAAAAUAUCAAUUUAGAUACUGAAUUGAAAAAAUUACAAGAAACGUUUGCUGAAAAACAAAAUUUGGUCAAAGAUUUACAAUCUCAACAACAAAAAUAUUUAGAAGAGAUAUCUAAUACCAAGUUACAAGCUAAAGAACGCGACGAAGAAAUUCACGAAAUCAAACUUCAGUUAAGAAAAGAAUCUAUAGAGAACGAAAAGCUUCGCACAAGUCUCUCCCAGAAAGAUAAAGCUUUAGAAGACUUUACAGUAAUAUUUGAAGAAAACAAAGGAAAGUUGGAAAAAAUUGAAUUGGAGAAAUCUCAAAUUAAUGAGCAAUAUAUUUUAUUGGAAAAUAAAAAUAAAGAAUUAAUGGAAAAAUUGAAGAAGUUCGCAGUUAAUAUUAAGAAAAAGACUGCGAUGUAUACUGAAUUAGAAAGUCAAUUGAUGGAAACUCAAAAGCAGCUUGAAGCAAAAAAUGUAGAUAUGGAACAGUUAUUAAUACAAGUAGAAACGCUACCAGCAUUACAAGAAAAAGUGAAACAUGCUGAUGAAGAAAUUAAUCGACUUCUCUUGCAAAAAAAUACUCUGGAAAAACAAAAAUCAGAUGAAACGACACAAUUACAGUUAGAUGUACAAUCCCUUGAGGAAAAAGUAACGAUAGCUUCAAGAGAAGUUUUCAGGUUGAAUGAUUUACUUAAUGUCACACAAAAAGAAUUACAUUUAAUGUCUGAAGAAAACAAAAAUCUUAAAAAUCAAAUAGAUAGUUUACAGAAUAAGUUAGUUGAGCAUGAGAUAGACCAAAAAAACAGUUUAAAUUUCAUAACAAAAAUUUCUAGUUUGGAAAGUGAUAUAAAUCAAAAAGAAAACCAAAUUGCAGAUUUGUUAUUUAAACUUGAAGGUCAAGAACAACAGUUAAAUCAAUUACACUUUGGGCAUGAUGCCAAAGUUCAAGAAAGAGAUUUGUACAUAGAAAAUUUAGAAAGUGAGAUACAAAAAUAUAAAAAUCGUAUUUGUCGCUUGGAGGAAAGCGUAUCUGUUAUGGAAGAUAGAAGACAUUCAUUAGAACGUAAAGCAGAUCAGUUAGAUACGCAAUUGCAAGAAAAACAAAAAGCUUAUAAUGACUAUACAAGUCAUGAGGAUGAGUUAGUUAAUAGACUAGCGGUUCUUAUGGACCACGAUCGAGUUGUUGAAAAACAACUGCAUGUUAUAGAAAGUGACAAUAAAGAGUUACAUCAUAAAAUUCAUCAUUUUAGUGAAGAAAAUCAAAAACUAAAGAAAGCUCUUUCCGACAUACAGGAACAUUGUAAUACUCUGGUAGAAAAAGCUAGUAAAUGUGAUUUUGCUGAAGCAGAAAUAGCGAAAUAUCAAGAACAAAUACGUGACCUGGAAACAAAUUUAAAACGUGUAACACAUGAACAUCAGAUAUUAUUAGUGCAACGAAAACAAGAUAUAGAAGAUUUGGAAUCUGAAUUUAAUACUCAAAUUGAAAAUGCUAUUAAGGAAAAGAAAAUUUUAAGUGAAAAAUAUGAGAAAAUCAGUGAUCAUGUUGGUCAAUUAGAAUUCAAGCUCCAGGAAUAUAGAAAUAAUAUUGAAAACCUUAAUCUGAAUUUAGAAGAACUUAACAAAAUAAAUCACGAUCUCAUAGAAAAAACUGCACAUAAAGACAAAUCUGUUUUUCCUGAUUAUACAGAACAGUAUGUUAGUGAAAUAAACAAAUUGAAUUCUAUUAUUAAUAAUAAAAAUCAAGAAAUUCAGGACAUUAAUAGUAAAAUACAAACAAUACAAAAUAACAACAUCGCAGUUGUAUCCAAUUUGGAAAGUAAUAUAUUAGAUUUGACACAUAAAUUACAGCAACAUUCUGUGGAAGCAGAUCAGCUCAAUAAAGAGAUACAUAUUUUGAAAAAUAGUAAUGAGCAACUACAAAUUCAACUUCUGAAUAAAGAAGAAAUAAUAAAAGAUUUAAAGGACAAGAAAAGGGUAACAUUUGAAAUGAAUAUUCCAAAAACUGAAGGAAUGGUAAUUUCAUCCACUAUUGAAGCCAUCAAUGAAGAUGAUCCUAAAUUGGACAUAUCAUCUGUUCAAUCUCAAAUAGUUUCUGAUACAGAUUAUAUGGAAGGUGAAGACAAAUCUGCUGCCUUGAAAAUAUCUGAAUACUUUCAAGCAAGUCACGAAGCUAAAGAUGAUAAAAAGUUCGAUAGUUCUAUAGAACCUGCGAUUGUACCUAAAAAAGCUUAUAUGUGUUAUAAAAGCGAUAGUAAAGAAGAAGAUGGUAAUAUCGGUAUUGUCGAAGAUCCAUUCAAUUCAGAUGAAGGUUGGGGAUUGGGAGAAUGUCAAGAAGCUGAAGAAGUAACAGUAGAUUUGUCUCAUCUUAAUGACCAAAUAUUACAAUUAAAGAAAGAUAAGGAUGUUUUAAAGACUGACCUUGAUAUAACUAAUACUAAACUUUUCAAAGCUUUAAAGAAACUAAAAGAAUACAAGUCAAGUAACGAAAUGCUUUCUAAUGAAUUAAAAUUAUCGAAGCAAUUGUCACAGUGUUCAAUUUUGGAUACUGCUAUUGAAGAUGAGUUGCGAAACAACAUUCAAGAGUUAGAAAAGAAGAUUGAAGACCUUACUGCAGAAAAUAAUAAAGAAAAACGUGAAAAAGAAGCUAUUAAAAAACAAAAUGAAGUUUUUAGUAGUGCUAAUGAUAGAUGGACAGAAAUUAAAGAGAAAAUGGAUAGUGAAAUAGAAUUAUGGAAAUUUAAAUUUAAAGAAGUUAAUGAUAAGUUAUCUACAGUACAAUGGGAUGCUAAGGAGUCUCCAGGACCUAAAAUUCCUGAGAUUCCAUUAAAUACUAGUGAACAAGCAAUAAAAGAUGAAAUGUUGAAGCUUGAAAAUGAAAACGAUGAAUUACAAUUACAGCUUGAUCAGUUAACUUCACAAAAUAAAGAAUUGUCUUCAAAGCAAGCUCAAAUGUUAAACGAAAUAAAUGAUUUACAACUUCAAGUGCAAAAACAGUCUGUUUGUAAAGAUUGUGAAAGUAUGAACUACCGUUUGUUGCAAUUGCAAGACAAUAACACAGAAUUGUUAAAGAAUAUUGAAAUUUUAAAUGAAAAACUAAGUCAACUUGAAGAUAAUUAUAAUGAAACAACACGUAAUUAUGAAAAGUUAAAAUUACAUAAAGAAGAACUGGAAUGCGGAUUUAAGAGUAACAUUAAAGAUUUAACGGACAAUUGCACGUCUUUGCAAAAUGAAGUGCAGUCUUUAAAAAAUCUGGAAAGCGAAGCAAAUAAGAAAAUAACAUCACUUCUGGAAGAAAUUGAAACUAUUAAACUUCAUAAAGAGCAACAAACUGAUGCUGAAUCCCAAGAUGCUGAUAUGUUAUUAUUAUCUGAAAAAUAUAAUGUUAUGGAAAAUAAGUGCAAUCAAUUAAAUUGUGUUCUUGAGGAAGCUAAUAGUAAAAUUGUAUAUUUAGAAUCUCUCAAACUCGAGUAUGAAAUAAAAAUAAAUUCUUGUGAACAACAAAUACAUGAUUAUGAACAAAAGCUUGCUGAAUUUGAACAGCAUCUAAUUGAGUUUAAUUCUCAAGCAGAACAAAAAUCUGCUACAACUAACAAAUCCGAAAAUUAUGAAGAACAGAUUAAUGAAUUGAAUUCCAAAAUACAACAAUUGAAUACUGAAAAUGAUCAGUUACUCUCAACCGUAACAGAACUUCGUUCAUCUAUAGCAAGUGCUGUAGAUCAACGUGGAUUUGAAAUAUCAGAGUUAUGGAAACAACAUUUAGCUCAAAGAGAAGCCGAUUUCCAAAAGACCGAACAAGAACUGAGGUCUGAACUAAGUGCGUCUGAAGCAAAGUAUGAACAAUUAUUAGAUAAUGUCCAGUCAUCAAGCCAAGAAGAAACUAAUAAGUUAAUAACUAUGGAACAAAUUAAUUCUUUACAAAUUAAACUUCAAGACAAAGAGGAACAUCUACAUAAUCUACAAAAUAAAUAUGCAGAGGUAAUGAAUCAGUUAGACAUUUUGCGGUCUGAAAUAGAAGACGAAAAAGUUAUUCAUGAUAACAAAAUACUUGCGCAACAAGAUGAAUAUGAAAAAUUAAUUCAAGAGUUAACAACGACAAAUCAGCAGAAUACAGAAAAUUAUGAACAGAACCUAAAUAGUAUCAAAUCUGAACUAAAUGAAACCAAGAAUAAAUAUAAUGAAUAUAAAAAACAAUUUGAAGAAUUGAAAGAGGAAUUGAAAACAUCUGAGGAUAAAAUUGUAGAAUUAUCGAAUCAGAUACAAAUAAAAGAAAGUGAAAUAUAUCAGAAAACAUUAGAGUACAGUCAUACACUAGCACAGAGGAAUGAAGAAUUUGAAAACAUUAGAAAGCAACUAAUUGAAUAUGAAAAGAAAGUAGAAGAAAUCAGUUUUGAAAAGGAGUCUGAAUUGGCAAUUUUGAGAUUAAAGAUACAUGAAAGCAAUGAACAUUAUGAGAAAAAUCAAAAAGAUUUAGAAAAUGAGAAAUUAGCUUUAACUGAAACAUUAAAUGCUAAAAUUGUAGAAUGCACAAAUCUCAAUAAAACUAUUACUAAAUUAAAUCACCACUUAGAAGAGCAGUCUAAAAUGGCUAUUGAAAUGCAGAUAGCGUUAGAAAGCCAAGAAGUAGAAAUAGUGUCACUUAAAGAUGAAUUAUCUAAUUUACAAAAUAAUAUAAGAGCAUCAAGUAGUAAAAUUGAAAAACAUGUUACUUUUGCGUCAGAUACAAAAUCGGAAACUGAAGUAGAAACGACUGAUGGUGCAUUGAAUAAGGAAUUAUUAGAUGCAGUCCCUAGAGCUGAAUUGGAUUUGGCAUUAUACAUGUUGCAUCAAAGAGAUGUGCGAUGUGAAGAACUUACGAUGGAGCUUACGCAACUAUUGGAGGAGAGGGAUACAUUACAACUACGCUUAUCAGAUAGUUUACGGUCUAAUGAGGAAUUAAAAUCAAAAUGUAAAAUAGGACAAGACAGAGCGAGUCUGGACGAAUUGUUGAGUUCUAGUCAAGAGACUGUGUCAGAAUUACCAACGUUUACAGUAGAGAAAGAACAGCAAUUCAUAGACAUUCACCGUUCUCAAACAUCACGAAGUAGCAGCAUAAGUGAUCCUGAUGGAGAUAAACCCAAGUUACAGGCAAAAUUAUCAGAGCUGCGCAGCGUAAAACAUAGUCGGGACGUACGGCUGAGACACGAGAGCGAGAAGCGGCAAAUGGAUUUACGGCUACUACAACGUGAUGUCGCCAACCUGCCCCCUGAGGCAGUAGACCAGCUGGCGCAGGCUCACCAUACCAUUUCACGGGACUCACAAAGCACUUCCACUGUAUUGCUAAACUGGCUUCGAGGAAAAAGCACUCCGAAAAUAGUUCACAAUAUGUGAGUUCAUCAAAGAAUAUUAGGGUAUGAUAUACUAUAUCUAACAAAACGAGAAAGUUAAACAAUUCAAAUAUUCAAUUCGUUUUUAUGGAAUCUAUAAUAUUUCUGUCUAAUUGUUUCGUUAGGAACAUCAGUUUUUGCAUUUAUGACAUAAAUUUUCCACCCCCAAAACGACACAAUUAUCGAAUGUUUAUAGGAACAUUUUAUUAAUUGUGCUUAUAUUUAAUAAACACUUGCCAACAGACAUUAAUUUCAUUAUGAUAUUUAUUAUUUACUUUUAUGUUUAAAUAUACUUAAAAAUUUAAUCAUAUUUUUUUUUUACUAUUUAUAAUGAUACUACUAAUAUAGUAUCAUAUUACAGUUGGUUAUAUUAACAAAAAGGUUUUAAAUCUACCUGCAUCAGUUGAUCUUGCAUUGUAUUCGUUGUAGUGUUUUCUUUUUACAAGCUUUUAUUUUCUUUUUCAAUAUAAAAUGUUUUGUUUUGUAUAUUCGUCAAAUUCUGUUAACAUUGUAUUUAUGCUUAAUUUAUUAGAAUCUUUUUUUUUGGAGUGACAUCGCAUUAGUAUAAACCCAUCAAAUACUUAUCGACAGGUAUACGAAUAUUAAUCACGUUUUCUUGAUUUUUCUCAUAGCAAUUUUUAUUCUUCAUGUCUGCUUUGGCAAGUACGAACGAACGAGACAAUGAUUUUAAACGCAAUGCAUUCCUAUCACAAACUUAGUUGUUAAACUGAAAACCUUACUUAACGGCCACUAUUUUGUUUUUCAUCUCUUUUACAUUACUCAUUUUAAAAAUUUGGUAAUUACCUAAAAACUGUUUUAUUUAUUCAGUUUAUAUGCAAAGAAAGUAAUAUCUUUAAUGUACCAAGUUGAAACUUUUCUAAAGCCAAUGGAAACACGAUUUCAAGGUGUGCCUUCUCGUUCAUAAACCAAAUUGUAAAUGUUAUUUUAUUCAAAGUUGUUAAUCGUUUAUUUCUAGUUAAAUAUAAAAUGUGUAUAAUUUAAUGUAUAUAUUUAUAUAUUAUUAUCAAGUUCACAUAUAUGUGAAUAUUUGUAUAUGACAUUGUAAAUUUGAUUUUCAUUAAAUGGAAUUUCAUUAA
Messenger RNA from Galleria mellonella (greater wax moth), 10181 nucleotides. RefSeq names its product protein lava lamp-like. Bases 215 to 9088 code for a protein of 2957 amino acids. The record is from RefSeq and is a predicted model, not a curated record. Lineage: Eukaryota; Metazoa; Arthropoda; Insecta; Lepidoptera; Pyralidae. The transcript has 10 exons.